UCUCCAAAGAGCAUCAUGACUCUCAUUUCUCUGCUUCUGCUGGCUGCUCUGCUGCCAUACCUGAGCCACUCUGCCAGUGUUAAUGUUGGUAUAGUGAAUGGUACAGAGGCUAAACCUCACUCCAGACCCUACAUGGUGUCUAUCCAGAAAGAUGGAAGACACAUCUGUGGCGGCUUUCUUGUGUCUAAAAAAUUCGUCAUGACGGCUGCGCACUGCUGGAAGAACGAACCGAAGCUUACAGUAGUGCUGGGUGCUCAUGAUCUGUCAAAGAGCAGUGAAGGCUCCUUCCGCAUGGAUGUGAAGUUUUACUACCGCCAUCGGCAGUUCAAUCCACACACUUUAGACUACGAUAUCAUGCUAUUGAAGUUGCGUAGAAGAGUCAGAAGGACCAGAACUGUCAGCUGGAUCUCCAUCCCUCAAAGAGAUGAGGACAUCCCGGCCAACACGGUCUGCAGUGUAGCUGGCUGGGGACGCACAGGAGCCUUUAGACCCCCAGCUAACCGUCUUCUGGAGACACGAACCACGAUCAUAGACAGGAGAAGGUGUGCUUACUAUUGGAACAAUUUAACCCAAAGGAUGGUGUGUGCACAUUAUCCUGGAGGAUCUUGUCAGGGAGACUCUGGAGGUCCUUUGGUGUGUAAUAAUGUUGUAGUGGGUAUUGUUUCUUUCGGUGAGCAGCGCUGUGAUUCAACAGCAAGGCCAAAUGUUUAUGCCAGAAUUUCCGCCUUCCUGCCCUGGAUCAGGUCCAUUAUCGCAAGAGGGUAGUCUGCAAAAGAACCAAAAAGGAAGCACUCAGCUUCUUUCAUUUCAAUUAAAGCAUUU
Molecule: messenger RNA, 822 nt
Organism: Colossoma macropomum (tambaqui)
Lineage: Eukaryota; Metazoa; Chordata; Actinopteri; Characiformes; Serrasalmidae
Product: complement factor D-like
Exons: 5
Coding region: 16-765 (249 amino acids)
Biological process (GO): proteolysis
Molecular function (GO): serine-type endopeptidase activity
Source: RefSeq, a predicted model, not a curated record